Molecule: messenger RNA, 8995 nt
Organism: Cuculus canorus (common cuckoo)
Lineage: Eukaryota; Metazoa; Chordata; Aves; Cuculiformes; Cuculidae
Gene: SGIP1
Product: SH3GL interacting endocytic adaptor 1
Exons: 25
Coding region: 267-2693 (808 amino acids)
Biological process (GO): clathrin-dependent endocytosis; synaptic vesicle endocytosis; clathrin coat assembly
Cellular component (GO): plasma membrane; cytoplasm; clathrin-coated pit
Source: RefSeq, a predicted model, not a curated record
GGAGAGGCGAGGAGGGCCUGAGCUCACAGUCCUUCUGCUUGCCAAGCGUGCUGAAGCUCGCAGCCGGUGCUAUCGGAGCGAGCUCCGCUGUCUUAUCCACACUGGAUUUAUUUUCCCCCUCCCUUUCCCAGCCGUUCUCUCCGCAUGCUCCUAAUCUGACAGCGCCUGGUAAUUAAUCUGGCUCCCCCAGCCGCUGCAAUAGGAUUAGAGGGAGGGGAAGUGCGUCACGAGGCUUCUUGGAAAUUGAGGAAUGCAAUUCUGCCACCAUGAUGGAAGGACUGAAAAAACGUACAAGGAAAGCCUUUGGUAUACGCAAGAAAGAAAAAGAUACUGAUUCCACAGGGUCACCAGACAGGGAUGGCAUCCCUCCCAGCCCUCAUCCCAAUGAGCCACCUUGCAAUAGCAAACCUGAGAAUGUGCGUGCAGGAGGAAAACAAAAUUCGAAGAAAGCGAAUGGGGCCCCGAAUGGAUUUUAUGCAGAGAUCGACUGGGAUAGAUAUAAUUCACCUGAGCUUGAUGAGGAGGGAUACAGCAUCCGACCUGAGGAACCAGGCUCUACCAAAGGAAAGCACUUCUACUCCUCUAGUGAAUCCGAAGAGGAAGAGGAGGCACGCAAGAAGUUCAACAUCAAGAUCAAGCCUUUGCAGGCUAAAGACAUCCUGAAGAGCGCAGCAACGGUUGACGAGCUGAAGGCAUCGAUAGGCAACAUUGCACUUUCUCCAUCCCCUGUGCGGCGCAGCCCGGGGACAAUUAAGAGGAAUUUAUCCAGUGAGGAGAUUGCGCGACCUCGGCGUUCCACGCCGACGCCGGACCCUGCCAGCAAGAAAGUGGGAGAGGACCCCGCUGCACUGGCACCGCUCUUUGGGCCCCCGCUGGAGUCAGCGUUCGAGGAGCAGAAGCUGGACGCUACUCUGGAUCAGCCUGAGAUAUGGGGAUCGGUCCAACCUGUCAACACAAGCGUAGAGUCCCCAAAGCUACCGAGACCUUUUCCAACUGGAACGCCUCCGCCACUCCCACCGAAAAACAUCCCGGCCACACCACCACGCACUGGCUCUCCUCUGACAGUGGGAAUAGGAGGGGACCAGACAGCAGCAGAGCUCAAAAGGGACAAACUUCCGUCCAUCAAUGACUUGGACAGCAUUUUUGGCCCUGUGCUAUCCCCCAAGUCUGCUGCUGUUAACACAGAAGACAAGUGGGUCAAUUUUUCUGAUCAAUCCCCGGAAAACACAACUCCGGAGUUGACACCCCAGGAAAAAACGGGGUCCCCGCCAGUGGCAGCGGGCAGCCCAGCUAAUGCUCCAGUGGCUGAGCCCUCCCGCCCGCUCCCUUCACCGCUUCGCCUGGAAGAUGUUCCUAAGAAGUUUUCUGAGCAGCCCUAUCUUAAGGAUGAUAACUUGGAGCCCGCCUCUCCCAAAGAUUUUGGGCUGGGCCAAAGAGCAACUCCGCCUCCCCCUCCACCGCCCACCUACCGGACGGUGGUCUCCUCACCUGGACCAGGUGCCAGCAGCGGCACGGGAAGCGCCAGUGGUUCCUCAUCCCCGGCUCGUCCUGGCACGCCGCUGGCUGCUUGCAGCACUCCUCCACCACCACCGCCCCGGCCUCCUUCCCGGCCCAAGCUGCCCCCUGGCAAGCCUGCCGUCGCUGAUGUGUCCAGGCCUUUUAGCCCUCCUAUUCACUCAUCCAGUCCUCCUCCGAUAGCACCUUUAGCCCGUGCUGAAAGUACUUCUUCCAUAUCUUCUACCAAUUCCCUGAGCGCAGCCACCACUCCCACUGUUGAGAAUGAACAGCCUUCCCUCGUUUGGUUUGACAGAGGAAAGUUUUAUUUGACUUUCGAAGGCUCCUCACGGGGACCCAGUCCCCUCACCAUGGGGGCACAGGACACCCUGCCGGUUGCUGCUGCCUUCACGGAAACUGUCAACGCAUACUUCAAAGGGGCAGACCCAAACAAAUGUAUCGUGAAGAUCACAGGGGAGAUGGUGCUGUCGUUUCCAGCGGGCAUCACGCGACACUUUGCCAACAACCCCGCUCCAGCAGUGCUCACCUUCCGCGUGCUGAACUACAACAGGCUGGAGCACGUCCUGCCAAACCCCCAGCUCCUCUGCUGUGACAACACACAGAGUGACACCAACACGAAGGAGUUCUGGGUCAACAUGCCAAAUCUGAUGACUCACCUAAAGAAGGUAUCGGAACAGAAACCGCAAGCCACCUAUUACAAUGUGGAUAUGCUCAAAUACCAGGUAUCUGCCCAGGGUAUUCAGUCUACUCCAUUAAACCUUGCAGUGAGCUGGCGGUGUGACCCUGCAAGCACUGACCUCCGCAUUGACUACAAAUACAAUACAGAGGCAAUGACCACACCGGUACCUCUAAACAACGUCCAGUUCCUUGUCCCUGUUGACGGAGGAGUAACCAAACUUCAAGCUGUGCUUCCUCCUGCUGUCUGGAAUGCCGAACAGCAAAGGAUAUUGUGGAAGAUACCCGAUAUCUCUCAGAAGUCAGAAAAUGGAGGUGUGGGGUCACUGCUGGCCCGAUUCCAGCUGUCAGAGGGACCGAGCACCCCAGCACCCCUGGCUGUGCAAUUCACCAGCGAGGGGAGCACACUGUCCAGCUGCGACAUCGAGCUUGUUGGCGCUGGCUACCGCUUCUCCCUCAUCAAGAAGAGGUUUGCAGCAGGUAAAUACUUGGCUGAUAACUGAUGGAAGCUUAUGCAAGUUUAAGGAAAAUAACAUGGAAAAUACCCAAGGACUGCUGUGCGUGGAACGGGUUUUAAUUACAGUUUAAGGAAAAUGAACUAAAUCCUGCACUCGGGACAUUUCUGUUGGAAGUGUCAACAACUUUCAGCAUUUUUUUCCUUGGAAAACACCAUCUUGACCAGUCCUACAGUAUUUAGUUCUAGAUGUAACAUUGUUAAUGGUUUUAAAAUGUAAUUAUUGUAUUUGUAAAUUGUACUCAUUCCAGUAAGGCUGUAUUUUGGCAGUUAGACACUUGAGUUUUAGCAUUUUAUCAUUCAUGAAAUGGAUGUAAUUUAAACUGUGGUAUAUAAAUUUAAUAGUAGUACCGUUGAAUGGCACAAUGCUUACAGAGGUAGAUUACAUUUUGUGAAUAUAUACAAUUUAAAUACAGUACUGAUAGCUGUAAUGAAGGGGGUGCCUCACAGAGACUGAAGUAGAACUGACAUGAUGAUUUACUUUUUAUUCAGUCCUCAGUAAGUCUCAUGGUGAUGAAUAAAAAGCUCUAUCUUCAGGUUUAACUGGUUUAACUCCAGAACAAUAUUUCUGCUAAUGUUGAGGUUCCUAAUACAGUCUCUCAGAAAAAAAAAAAAAGGCAGAAAAAAAUGCCACUUCUACAAAGAGCAUUUACAUCAAUUUCCAUUGUUCCCUUGCAAGAAACCUCCAUGAACAUGCCCUUGCUCUCUUACAGCUGUGGAUUAACCAUCAAGCGUCUCAGCAGCAUGUGUGCAGGCUCUUCGCCCCAUGCACUUAUAUUUUGCAGAAUUGCAAAUAAGGAAAUAAGCAGGCAAAGAAGCUGGGUAGCAUCUCUGAGCUUACAGCACUGUUUGGAAAAGUUAUUAAUGUUUUUAAGGACAUAUUUUCCAAGCAGUCUCCAGGUUUUUUAUUGCAUUUCUACAUUCCUUUGCUUGAUUAUCCCUUUUUUACCCUCCAUUUCUGAAAGCCCCAUAGGUGUAGAAAAUGCUUUAAAGACUUGCAGCGCCCACCCUGCCAUGCCUUUCCAUUUUUCCACUAAAGCAGGAAAGCGUAUAUAUGCAAACAUUGAAGAAGGAACGCAACCCAAGCCUGACCUUGGUGGGACACCCACCAGGGCCAGGGGAGCAGAAGAAACAUAUGGGUGGCUACCAAAAGCCCAUGGGGCAGGAGCCCACCAUGCUUGUCUCAGGAGCAGCUGUCUAAUGGGGAUGGGGAAAACCCAUAGAAGUGCUAAACUGGAGGCUGCAGGGGAAAAAUUGUCCUUCUGUGUGUUCCCUGAGCCAACACAGGUGCUGCUUCUCUAUGUGCAUCGCCUGUGUAGCAUGCAGCAUUUGGUUUCUAGCUGAUGUUAGUCUCAGCCUACUGCUGGCAACAUGCUGACAGCAUGCAUGGUAUUAAUGGUACAGUGUCUGCCAAGAUUGAAAGUUUGUUUUAGCAGAACAAUCUAGUGAUAUGGGGAAAAAAGAAUGGAUCUUUUUGAAAUGAGAUGCAGCUGAUGUUCAGGUGCACACAGCAUAGGAGCAUCCACUGAGUGAGGUGCUGGGGGCUCUAAAAGUGUGUGACAUGAUAAAUAGUGCUAAUUUUACAGUUGCAAAUGUUGCCAGGAUUAGGCUUGUGCAUGUAUUGAAAAACUUAGACUGUGCAUGUUGGGAAGUGCUUGCUCACAAAGCAGUUUGAAGUGAUGUAAGAAAACAGAAAUUCAUGGCCAUCUUAAAAGAAAAUCAGAAAAUCUGGAGAUAUUUCAGUUUUGAGAUGACUCCCAGACUGAGAUAGGUAUGAUGGCUGGGUUGUGUGCAUGCUCACAAAAGGUAUCAACAUAGAAGAUAAAGCACAAUUCAGCAACUUCAUACAUCGUGGCAGUUUUUGAAAGUACACUUGCCAGUACUCCUAGAUGGAGCAUUCAACUCCAUUAAUAAUUUUUCCCCUGAAAUGGAAAUAUGUAUAAACUGUGUAACCUACCCCUUUCUGGCAUAGGAAUAUAGGGCAAAAUCUAAGAAUCAGUUUUUGCAUAAUUGGUUCAUGCUAUGUACAAUUGUUAUAAAAUCAUGCUUCCAAAAGAGAUCUAUGUCUUAGUCCUGAAAAGAAGAAUUUUAUAAUGUAAAUAUUACCAGAACAUAGAUAUUUUACUUUAUAUUUCAUUUGAAAGACAAGGUGUUUACAUUAGCAUUGGGUUUUUAAAUGCUUUUUAAAAAAAAACCCAUAACCCAAAGCUCCCAAGCUUGUCCCAUUUGUGCUGUCCCACAAAACUGAGGUCACAUUUUCCAAGUACAUGUCGAUGCAAGGGUACAGUUGUUGUUGCCUGGGAAGAGAGGUGAGAAAGUCCUGUACCCUUUCUGGGACAAACUGGCUGGCAGAUUCAAGUUAGGUGUGCUGGCACGUUUGCAGCCCCAUGGGGACGCAAUCCCCCUCCAGCCACUGGCAGGUGACACAAAACAGCUAUUCCCAACCCAUGACCCUGGGACCAAAACCAGCGGUUUGGGACAGGUUUAUUGCAUCCUGCUUUUGCCAGUUUUUUGCAUAGUGUUUUAGUUCAUUAGGCAUUUGCUCAGGAGCAUUGAACUGCGUGGCUCUGCCUUCCCUCCCAGCAUGACCUUUGCAAAAAGAUGCUGUGCCGUAUUAAUGGUUUAGUUUUCCUGCCCUGCUGAUGUCUGAGCAGAGAGGCAAAGCAGCAGUGUGCCAAGGAGGCUUAUUUUGUUGGGUAUUUGUCUUCGCGUGUACCGUACAAGUGUGGUACCCCAGCACUACCCCAUGUGCGGAGGGGAGCAGGCCAGUUGAGAUUCUAAGUCUGAAGUGCAGAAGACUUGUUUUCUUUCCACCUGGCUUUGAGAAGUUGUCAGGAGAAAAAAGAUUGAGCAGCAGCUUGGGAUGUAUCAGACUUAAAUUUAGAGCAUCAAAUAAGGGCAAACAUAGGGCUGUUUAUCCCCAGUCUGGUGUCUGUAGUAACGGCAAGUGCCCCUGGCUCUGGAGAAGACAUGUAGGUUGUGCUACCCUGUUGUGAUCAGGGCACUCAAGCUUUGCAGGCUUCGCCUCCAAUUUUAGGCAGGUAAAUAUGUAUAUCUUUAGGGAAUGUAUCUGUUUGGUACUCCCUGCCCGCUGGCACAGAGCAGCUACGUCAGCAGGGAGUUGGAAAGACAGCAUUGAUUCGGUUGGCUGUAAGUCACCUGCGUUUCCAAAGCUAAGCAUCGGUGCUCUGUUUCCAGGCAUGUAGGUCAGUAGGUCUUUUGCCAAGUUGAGCUGAGGCUGAAAAGAGGGCUCAGCCCUCCAGCACUGCUUAGCACUGGCACCCUUAGCUUAGCAGUCCUCAGAAAUAAGUGUCUGAAUGAAAAAAAAGAUGAAUAAAGGAGGUGUUCAAAUAAUAAAUGUGUGAUGCACACACAGAAAGGCUUUAGCUUGGUGACUUCCGAGGAUCUAUGCCUUUAGUCUGUGUCUUCAGCCACCUCUUCCUGAGGGAUUUUCCUCUGGGCUCUCUAGUUAGCCGCCAGCAACCCAUGCCGGCAGUGUCAAGGCGCCUGCCAACAGAGCAGGAGUGGUUUUCCCCGUGGAAACCUGCAGAACUGGGUCUUUAGAAGUUAAGAAACAGGACAUGGGUGUUUUUGCAACUUUACUUUUGUUUGUUGCAAAUAUUCAUGAUUCUCAGCCAGCUUAUGGUGCUUCUCACAGGAGACAUUUCAGACCAAUUUUCUACUUUAACAAUAUUUAUUAAUAAUGAUGAAAUUGCUUAACUGAAAUACUGCUGGAUAAUAAGCACUUAAUUUGCUAUUUGCAUUUGUUCUUAAAUAUCUCUUCCCUGUUGUAAAGCUGCUACUUUUUGUUUUCCUGUAAGGCCACUGUCCAUUAAACUCCUAUUCAUGCCCAGCUGGUGUGAGUUCUUGGUGCAUAUGUGUGGCUUCACUUGAAAAAGCUUUGUCACACAAGUGCGAUCUUGUACCAAGGAAGUUACACAACUGAAUGCUUUUCCUGAUGCAGGCUGAACUUAAAGAUAUUAGUGCUGUUAUUUGGUAUUUCAGUUAAAUUAGUUUUAACUUCAGUAUGUUCCUUUAGGCAUCCAUUUUAAGGGUUAUUUUUUAAACGUAGCUGAAAAAAAAAAAAUUCUGUACUUGUAAAGUUAAAAAGAGAUCCUGUUUGACCAGACAGGGAGGGGAUGGGGAGGCAGUUACCCAGGCAGGGUGCAGGACCCAAGCACACCCUUACUGCGAGAUGCUGUUGGGUAUCACAUGCAGCAGUGCCCAGGGCUAGGGCUGCAUGGCAAACACCAGAGAAAUAUGAUGCUUUAUCAUUUCGAAGCCACGCACAUCUGCAGGUGAGACUCAUUUGCCUCCUCCUUUUAACUUGAUCAGAGAGACCUAAAGUAGUUAUUUAAUGCCCAGGUGUAAAAAUCACUCAGCGCUUGCAGGAGUGAUUAUUUUCCCACUGAGGUCCCUGCUGAGACCUUAUCAUGCUGCCCAUGCCACCACAAGACAUACUUGUAUUCAUUUACCUAAUUCUGGGUCACUCAGAGCAGCCGGCAAUGGCACCCUGUUGAACUGCAGCUGCAGAGAUUCCUGCAGCGUGAGCAUCACAUAGAGUCACUACUUGACAUUCUCGCAGAAAAGCAUUUUUAACUGGCUGGAAUGUAAUGAAAAGGUGUCAUAUUUUUAAAUGACCUAAGAAAGAGUCAAGCAUCUUUUAAUAAAUAUGUUUGGACUGCUCCCACAUCUUCCCAUCUCCUUCAGCAGCGGUGCCGUUCCUGUGCCCAAUGGCACACAGUACAGUUCUGCAAUACAGAGGAAUCCUGCUCUGCCCAUGUUUUUGUUAUCCAAAUACCCAACUUUUACUUGAGAAAGCCAGUUCCAUAUGCUGAAUAUGGAGCAGUUUUUCCCUACCCUUUUGUUGGUUUUAUGUGAGGGUGUCUUGGUUAAAAGACUGAAUUUUGAAGCCUACCAUGAUCAAAAUAUGUAAUGUCAUCACGUGGUACUUCCCUAGUGAGAAAUUACUAUCUUAAGAUUUAAUUUCAUACUUGGAAUUCUUCUUUACUUCUUUUUCUCACACUUUCCCAAAAAAAGUAAUCUUGUGGAGCCAGGGAUUUUUUUAUCAUCAUCAUUUUUUUUUAUUUCCUAUUUCAUCGCAAGGCUAGAAAAAGAUCUGCAGAAAUACUCCCCGCCUCCUGUGCGACAUCCUCUAUCGUUUUAGGAAGGACUGCAGAUAACACUGCUGACAAUUGCUCUUGAAAAUCAGAACAGUUAAUGUGGCGAUGCUAUUCCAAGGUAUGCACACAAGCAGGACUUCACUACAGGCCAAGCAGUAUGAUAAAACAUGCCAGGUUUUAGCGAGGCAUUCUGAAUAACUUACUCUCUUGUUAGAAAUCUCUCUCUUUCUGGAUAAAGGGUGAAUUGCUGCAGGCAUGUUGUCCUGCUUCUGGGUUUGUCAUCCAUGCAAGAGGGGCUUUCCACUCUAAAACUCUCUAAGGCUGAUGAAAUCACAGAGUUACUUUGACGCCAUAAAACGUAUGGACACGUUAGCUGUGGUCUGAGAGAGGAAUCAAGUCUGGUUGUGGUUUGAAGCUCCGGUCCUGCGGCCGUGGGCUGGUGGGUGGAGGGCACGGGGUGCAGAAGAACCUUACCAUGGCACCUCUGAACCCAGAGGAAACCUCAGAAGUGAAUUGGAUUUCCCAGGGUAUCUCCCCAUAUCAUUUUAUCAACUCCCUUGUGUAUAAAAUGUUUAUAAAUAUUUGUGGAUUAAGAUACACAGGUCUAUUUUUAAGAUUUAAGUUAAGUGAGUUAAUUAAUGGCUGGCCUUUUUUGCCUAAACGUGCAAUGAGAUAUAUUAAAUCUUUAGUCUACGAUGGCCUAGGUACUGCUUAGUCUGUGAUGAAAACUUUGCUGCUUACCUACUGUUCUCAGAGAAAAAAACUGUAAAAGACAUACAGGUUUGUUGCACAAGGACUAUUGCAGCAAAGCUUUGUAUUUGACCACUGGUAAUAUGAAUGUGUUGUAUUGACUUGUUGAAGAUAAUCAUGAAACAACAUAUUUUAAAUGUUACUUGCCUUAUAGAUUAGAAUAUGACUAUGUGGAUAUCAUUUUUGUAAAUAAUGUUUUUUAUAAAUGUCUUUCCUCCAUUCACCUUUUCACCCAUUUCACAAAAUCUUGAAUAUGCAAUUAUUUACAAUUAUUUACCAUGCAUAAAGUUGCAACAAAUAAAUCCCCAUGUCAGAACAAAGUUUAUUAAUCCUAUACAUAAGAACUACAUUAAAUAUCCGAUUGAGUUGCAAUUUAAAUGUGAUUUUUUUUUUCCUUAAAAAUAAACAAAACCCGUAA